This is a messenger RNA of Perkinsus marinus ATCC 50983, 1173 nucleotides long. Its product is annotated as MAPK/MAK/MRK overlapping kinase, putative. Gene Ontology annotation, biological process: intracellular signal transduction; protein phosphorylation. The record is from RefSeq and is a predicted model, not a curated record. The transcript is spliced from 15 exons. Gene Ontology annotation, molecular function: ATP binding; protein serine/threonine kinase activity. The coding region runs from base 1 to 1173 and encodes 390 amino acids. NCBI's taxonomy places the organism in Eukaryota, Perkinsozoa, Perkinsida, Perkinsidae. Gene Ontology annotation, cellular component: nucleus; cytoplasm.
AUGCAUAAAUACAAACUUGUUGCUAAGAAAGGUGAAGGCACUUUCAGCGAGGUCCUCAAAGCCCAGUCGCUGAGGAACAAUCGUCACUAUGCUAUAAAGUGCAUGAAGAACACCUUCCAAUCUAUUGAGCAAGUUAACAAUCUACGUGAAAUCCAAGCCCUUCGCCGCCUUGGUGGCCACCGACAUAUAAUAAAGUUGCAUGAAGUACUCUACGAUGAACCUUCUGGUCGCCUUGCCCUAGUUAUGGAGCUCAUGGACAUGAACCUAUACGAGGCUAUUAAAAACCGACGUCAUCAUUUUCCUGAAGUUAAAGUCCGUGAGUGGAUGUACCAGCUGAUGCUCGCGGUGGACCAUAUGCACAGAAACGGCAUUUUUCACCGAGAUAUCAAACCUGAGAACCUCCUUAUAGUUGACGAUAUGUUGAAGUUAGCCGAUCUUGGUAGUUGUCGAGGUAUAUAUUCUCGGCAACCCUACACUGAUUACAUCAGCACCCGUUGGUACCGGCCCCCCGAGUGCCUCUUGACCGAUGGUUACUACACAUUCAAAAUGGACAUUUGGGGCGUCGGUUGUGUAUUUUUUGAAGUUAUGGCGCUUUUCCCGCUCUUCCCCGGUCGAGACGAGACCGAUCAGAUUACCAGAAUUCACGCUAUUCUCGGCACUCCCCCAGCGAAGUUGCUGGAAAGAUUCAAAAGGCACGGACCGGAAUUUUUGAACUUCAGUUUUCCUGAGCAAAAUGGCACUGGAAUUGCGAGGCUGUUGCCGCAUGGGUCGUCAGAGCUUCUGGUCAUCCUACAGGAGCUCUUAUCAUACAAUCCUGAUGAUCGUAUUACUGCUCAUCAAGCCCUCAAUAGGCCCUACUUUGCCAAGAAUAGAAAGGAGGUUAGUGAGCGUGCUUCCUCUCAGUGGGGAUAUUUAUCGAACUCGGUCACGAGUGGUCAAUGGGUUGCUGGUACGAGGACGCACCCCGGCAACAUUCUCUCCGAUAUUCAAGAUGUGCCGACGCUUAUUAUGCCUACUCCAGCAGCCACUGUUUUGGAUAUGGAAGACUCCCAUACGGAUCCUGAGAUGACCACUCGGGACCACAGGAGAGAGGAGGAGGACGAGGAGAUGGAGAAGAAGAGCUUUGCUACUACUGAUUCCUAUCUAGAGACGACUGGUGGGGGCCAUAAGUAG